Molecule: messenger RNA, 1623 nt
Organism: Phoenix dactylifera (date palm)
Lineage: Eukaryota; Viridiplantae; Streptophyta; Magnoliopsida; Arecales; Arecaceae
Source: RefSeq, a predicted model, not a curated record
AUGAGGACCGGAAGGUAUGAGGCCCAUCUAUGGAUAACAGUUGCAGAAGAAGAAGGUCAAACUCGUAAGGGCAGGCAAGUCUAUUUGGGUGGAUAUGACAAAGAAGAAAAGGCUGCUAGAGCUUAUGAUUUGGCUGCUCUCAAAUACUGGGGUCCUACUACAACAACCAAUUUUCCUAUUAGCAACUACGAAAAAGAGCUGGAAGAGAUGAAGCACAUGACUAGGCAAGAGUAUGUUGCAUCGCUAAGAAGAAAGAGUAGUGGAUUUUCUCGGGGUGCCUCCAUUUAUCGUGGAGUUACAAGACAUCAUCAACAUGGAAGAUGGCAAGCACGGAUAGGAAGGGUGGCAGGGAAUAAGGAUCUCUACUUGGGCACGUUCAGUACCCAAGAGGAAGCAGCAGAGGCCUAUGACAUUGCUGCGAUAAAAUUCCGAGGACUGAAUGCCGUUACUAACUUCGACAUGAGCCGCUACGACGUCAAGAGCAUCCUUGAGAGCAGCACACUUCCGAUAGGUGGGGCUGCGAAGCGCCUCAAGGAUGUGUCUGAGCACGCAGAGGCAAGUGUGGAUGGCCGUCGGACUGACGACGACAACCUCACCUCCCAACUCACCGAUGGGAUCAGCAGCAGCUAUGCCUCCCAUGCUCACCACCACGGCUGGCCCCCCUUCGCCUUCCCGCAGGCGCAGCCCCUCGCCAUGCAUUACCCUUACAGUCAGCAGCGUGGCUGGUGCAAGCAAGAACAAGACAGCGUCAUGGCCACAGCCCAUACCUUGCAGGACCUCCAGCAGCUCCACCUGGGGAACAACACUCACAACUUCUUUCAGCCAUCUGUGAUCCACAACCUCAUCAGCAUGGAUUCCUCUUCGAUGGAACAUAGCACGGGUUCUAACUCGGUGAUCUACAACGGGAGCAUGGGCGGGAGUAGCGGAGGCUAUCAAGGUGUUGUUGGGGGGAGUGGCAGGUACGCUUUGCCUGUAAGCACAAUGGUGGUGGAUCAGGGCCAGGGCAAUCAAGGGAGCAGUAGCUUUGGAGAGAAUGAGGGGAAGGCAAUCGGUUAUGAGAACAUGUUGGGCUCCACUGAUCCUUAUGGUGGUAGGAGUGUUUAUUAUCUCUCGCAGCAGUCAUCGGGUGGGGUUGUGAAGGAUAACGGGUAUGAUCAGAGUGGUGGGUGUAACACUUGGAUGCAACCUUCAGUGCAGGCUGUUGCACCCAGGGCCAACAAUGUGGCUGUUUGCCAUGGAGCUCCUCUUUUCACUGUGUGGAAUGAUGCUUAGGUGUUAGGUAGGGAGGGAUGGGUGGUAGGAGUGGUGGACAGAAGGGAUGGUGGUCUUAGAGAAGAAAAAAAAUGAACAAAAGAUAUAGAACUUAGCUCCUAAUUUUGAAUUUUUUUUUUCUUGUACGGGUUUUCCUUCAGGAAGGAACUAAGAAGAGUCACUUAUUUUUAGGUUCACUGAACUCUUCUUCUAACAUAAGGAUUCUUCUGAAGUUUUGGUGAUGGCUUGUGAGGGUUGGUGGAUGUGAUCAUCAUUUCUCAUCUGCUGUCAAUUUUGGGGAACUUCGUUUCGAUGAAUCCUUGCAAAAAGGAGCUUUGCAACUUCAAAUAAUAUUAUGUUUGGUGCAUCAAA